Marchantia polymorpha subsp. ruderalis is the source of this 3804-nucleotide messenger RNA. The record is from the annotation of a GenBank genome assembly. NCBI's taxonomy places the organism in Eukaryota, Viridiplantae, Streptophyta, Marchantiopsida, Marchantiales, Marchantiaceae.
CCUCCCCGGCCCCGUCCCCGUCCCCGUCCCCUCCCCCAGACGACGGACGACGCGCACGAACGGCCCGCGGCUUCAAAGGCCGCUGCCCUCCACGGAGCCCGCUCCUCUCUCUCUCUCUCUGCGUUUAGUCGCAUGCUUCGUCGGCCUUUCUUUUCCAUCCUUCUUCCCUCGGCGGUCUCUCGCCAUCUGCACCAGCUCCUGCUCCUGCUCCUGCCGCGGACGACGACGACGACGAGAAUUUGACGAAGCAUUUGCGAGCACUGCUGUCGCUGUCGCUGUUGUUGGUGUCGGCUGGAAUCGAAUGGUGGUGGAGACUAUUGUGGAUCGGGCAUUGAAGAUAGGAGGAGAAAGCUCAAAAAAUCAAAACAGAACAAAAUAGGGAGCGAGGGAGGAAGGGAGAGCGCAUUUUCUGGGUCUGUCUCAAUUCGCACCGUAAAUCAUCGAGAGCGGACUUGUAUAUAUUUUUAUUUCGCUUGGCGUGAUUUGGACUUGAGCCGGGGCUUCUGCGAAGGUGUUCUGCUGGCGGCUGCGCUGCUGGUGCCGGGGGCGUUUUGUUUUGUGCGCGGUGGAUCGGUGCUCGCCGAGAGUCUGGCCAUGAGAGUACGCAAUUCUUGGCAAGGUUUUGGCAUAUUGUGUGAGUCGGGUCGGCGUCGUCAACUCGUCCGCCCUCUGGAUGUCUGUCGCUCUCCGAGUGAACUCGCUGCUUCCGCCGCCCGCCAACAAGCUCCUUGUCUCCAUUCGGGCUGGUCCUUCAGUUCGCAAUUUCCCGGGUGCAGCCUCGGCACAAUCGACAGCAUAGUAAUCUCGGACCACUCUCUCGUCGUCGGUCUUUAUGUAACCACUCCCCAUCGUCCUCUUCUUCGUUCUCUUCCCCUUCACCAUUAGACAUUAGCUUCGAGCACGAGGAGCGAGCAGCGGAGCCCCAGCCCGUGAAGCAACGUUUUGGUACAGCUGCAGUGAAGCGGCACUUCUCUUUUCUGGCUCGACUCGACCUCUGCACUCAUCGAGUUAUAUCAGUGACUGACGAAGCACGCACGGACGCAGCCAUAUUCUUCUGGGAAUCGUCGACUUUCGGUCGACCGCUCAACCCGAUGACUAUCCAUGAGCAGGAGUUGUUGCUGCUAGGUCGGUCGAGACUCGGGUUCUGACAGCUUCUGGACUCGACUUGUCAAUUUAGUUGUAUUACGGAAGGGGGAGGGAAGGGGAAAGGUUCAAUCGGAACAGCUGGCUCGAUUCGAUUCUGCUGCACGAGAGCGAGAGGGCAAGAGAAUCGACCAUGCCGACGUGUCGGUACCAUCCCUUGGAGCCUGCCGAUAGAGUGUGCGCCCCGUGCUUGACGUCGAAGCUCAAUUCUUUGUCUCGCAGAGAAGGAGGAAUUCGCCGGUUCGUCGACUCGUUUCACACUUCAGCGUACCCGGACGAGGAGGAUUUGCCGAUAUUCUCUCUGCACGGCUUCGGCUGCGAGUUGGAGAAGAAGAAUCCCGGCGGCGGGACGAUUUCUUCUCUUCUGAGAAGCGAAUCGCACCGAGAAUCGGCAGUGUCGGCCAAUGCUUUCUUCUCGUGCGGCUCCGAGAUGUCCACUCGGCUGUCGGCCGAUACGCACAGCGAGGUUGACAUCAAAUCUGCCGCAGCAGCCACGCCCUUGCGCAAAUCCGAUAGUCGCAGAUACAAGGUGGAGCAAUUGAGCGCCCAUUUCUCCGACCUGGGAAGCGACUCCUCCAACGCGGUCGCCGCGGCUGCUUCUUCCGGCAGCUUCAAUCUUCCUGCUGCUGCUGCUCCGCUUUUCUCAGCCCACUCGACGCACUUUGCUGGAUCCGAUGCGGAGAUUCUUCAAGGGCUCGGGCAACAGAGUCACCACCACCACCAUCAUCACCAGCAUCUAGGAGCAUUUUCGGAUCGAGGGUGCAUAUCGGAUCUGAUAACUCGGGAGAAUGACGUCAAGUACAGAAAGCCGUGCAGUUUCGGGCAGAAUUUAGCCAAGAGAGCCGAGUUGAAGGAUCCGAGCCACAGCCAUGGAAUCUGUCUCAAGACUCCAAUUUGGAAGUUCAAGCUGUUCUCGAAGUCGAGCCCCAUCUGGCGGCUCGGGCUCAAGGGCAGCAAGGUGACGCCGAGCACGAGCAAGCGAGAUGUGGAGAUGGACAACAGAGGCUCGCACAAGGAGGCCGCGAGGCACAGCAACACGCGCAGACUGAUCGCGUCGCCGCCCGACGAUUCGGUGCGCCUGUGGUGCCCGAGUCCCAUGGUGACCUUCAAAGAAGGCUCGUUCCGAUGGGGCAAGUCGUUCGACAAAGGAAGCGGCUCGUGCCGCAAGACGGGCCGCGACGAGCCCGACGCCCUGCAGGCCGAGAGCGAGCCGCAGCUCCAGCAGCAGCAAUCGUCGACGGCGGGCGUGUUCCGGCGCCUCUUCGACCUCACGCAGCGACGCGGGACCAGCGCCAGCCGCUCGGAGACGGAGAGCACGGCCUCGUGGAACGGCACGCUGCGAGCUCAGGAAAUGCCUCCGCGCUCGCAGUACGACGAGGAGCAAGCGCAGCUCGCCGCCAACAUCCUCAGCUGGAUGGACGGCGCCGCGGCCACCGUCGGGCAGCCCGAGCCGCCGCAGCCCGCCCACGCCAGCGCUAGCGCCAGCGCCUGCUCGACGAUGGCCGGCAAAUCUGCGGAGAUGUCUCGAUUCCCCGAGCCCGAGCUCGUGGUCCGAUAGACGAUCGUCGUCGGCCACCAUCGACAUCUAGACGGGCUCUAGGCUUGCACCUCGGCAGCCUCUCGAGGAGGUUUUGACAGAUUCCUCUCUGUUCUGCCCUCUCUACCUCCCCUCCCCUCCCCUGCCCUCCCGUCUCCUGCUCUCUUUCUCAACAUCAGAGAUUUCGUUGGGCUCUGUCUGUCUUUCUAUCUGUCCGUCUGUCUCGUGUCUGAGCUUUCUACGUGCGAGGGAUCUUGGAGCUGCCCUUCUGCACUCGUGCCGAGAGUUGCACAGUAAGAGACUCUUAAAUUAUCUGUCAGCGUUGCCGAGGUGAUCUCGCGUCUCUGUUCUGGGUGAGCCUAGUAUGCCGAUUGCGGGCCGGCAUUGGUCACUCGAGGGUGAUACUCUCGCGUCGAAACGGGCUCACUGUUUCCUGCCGAUGAACUCAACCCCAGGACCUCGUUACGUGUGCGCAUUAAUGCAACGAGGCUCGAAGUCUGGCCGGGUUGACGAUGGGCCAUGCUGCGGAAGUACGAAGGGAGAACAGAACAGAACAGAGCGGUGCGUGCGCGCGCGCGUGCUCGAUCGAGUGGUUAUCAUCGACGAGCCGAGAGCGACACGGCAUUGCGAACCUGCGAGCCAGCGAGCCAGCGACGGAACGACGGAGGGCUCUGUAGAGUGUGCUUUGCGUGGCAAUCUGAGCACCGGCGAAUCGCCUUGUCCUAUACAUUAUUGAAUUAUUUUGCUCUUGCUGCUAUGUGCUUUGAGAUGCUUGGAAGUCGGUAGACACGAACAACCAACAACAGCAACCGAUGCUCCGACUUCUCGUCAAGGAUUCGAUCCGUAGAGACUGUCAACGAUGUCAUGCCAUACUGUCUUGCAUCAUUGCAGUCGCCGCCUGUAAUCGUACAUAUAUGUAAGGAAUUUGAAAGUUCAGCCCAGCUGCUGCGUUGGGCCGAGCUGCCUGCCUGCCUUCUUGAAGCUCGUGCUUCUGUAGGGAUGGAUGUAUAGAACCAUUUUGCUCUGAGUCUACGACUUUCAUGCCCAAAAUCUCUUGUGUCCUCUAUUCUUUGGGAGGCACGCCGCCGCACCUCAGUAAAACAACUUGUUUGCUACUGCCAUUC